Daldinia loculata is the source of this 1125-nucleotide messenger RNA. RefSeq lists its product as uncharacterized. The transcript has 3 exons. Lineage: Eukaryota; Fungi; Ascomycota; Sordariomycetes; Xylariales; Hypoxylaceae. The coding region runs from base 1 to 1125 and encodes 374 amino acids. The record is from RefSeq and is a predicted model, not a curated record.
AUGACUAUGAUCUACCAUCUCACGCUUGAGUCUCUUAUUGAAUUGCCCCACCCGGCUACGAAGCUCAUCGUCGGCCAAUACUUCUGGAUUCAUCCAUCUCGACGCUCCUGGGCUUGGCUGGUUGUCGGUUCGUUCUACGACUCCGAGGCCCGUGAGCUCUGGCAUAUCGAGAUUUUCAUCGGCUACAGGGAUAACGCUACCACCGAGUUUGCCGAAUCCUUAACAUCUGACGCAUCUAACGCGACUGACGAAGGAGACGAAUAUUUUAGAGAUAACAUAGAAGCACAACUUAACCUUAAUAACUUCCCUAACGAAUACAACGGUACUGAAUUGCAAGGGGAGGUCCUUGACAACUUCUUUACUCACAUUGUCCAUUAUUCCGGGGACUACACGGAUUAUACUCCGGCCUUUACACCGAUCAUGGCCGCCCAGACGUUUGGAAAUGGGUGGCAUCCGCAGUUCGGCCCGGACCAGACUGCGAACGCAAAUGCCAACCCGUCCUUCGGUAACGUCGUCCCUGGCGUCGUCUAUACCGGCUCUAGUGGGUAUAGCUACCUCCCGAACCAGGGCAUCUCUGGUCUACCCGGCGGCGUCGUCCCCGGACCGAAUAACCAGGCCCCGGUGUAUGUUAUACCUCAGAAUGGAUAUAACCACCCGGUCCCUGUGUUUCCUAGCCAGGGACCCCGCCUGCCGAACCCUCAUCCCGUUGUCAAUCUCGACGCCCCGGCUUUGAACCUGAACAACUCGACUGGUGGUGUCGGUUGCGAGCCUGGAUAUAACUACUUUUUUCCGCCCGAACACACGAAGCUUCAUGUGGUCAAAUCGUCGACUGCCCCCUGGCGACUCCCUGAAGGCAUGUCGAUGAACUUUGGUGCUUACCAUGUGCCUGUCAACACGACGUUGGCGGAGCUCCUAGUGGGCUUUGGCGCUCUCAACCCCUGUCCAAAGAAGAACAAGGUCACCGAAGUGAUUCAGGGAGGUAACGGAAAGUGGUAUAGGGGAGUCACAUUUUCUGGUGAUAGUGAAUCUAUGACCAAGACGCUAAGAGAUCUAGGCUGGGACCGUUCGCGGACAGGACGGACGGGAGAGAAGCCGGUCAUCUGGCUUUGGAUUACAAAGGAUUAA